UCCGGAGAGCCGAACUGCGCACGUGCGGCCAAGAAGGAAGUAACGCCACCUGGGGAGCUGCGCGGUGGCGCUGCCGUGGAGGCGCGUCUCCGGCAACAUGUCUCACCUGCCGAUGAAACUGCUGCGCAAGAAGAUCGAGAAGCGGAACCUCAAGUUGCGGCAGCGGAACCUCAAGCUGCAGGGUUACGAAUUCCGAAGACAACUUUUGCCAAGGGCCUCAGAUGUGAGCCUGUCAGAACCCCAGAAUGGAGACGUGCCUGAAGCAGCAGUGGCAGGUGCGAAAGCUAAGAAGUCCCUGAAACACGCCAUGAGUGUGGGCCUGUCAGAACCCCAGAAUGGAGACAUGCCUGAAGCAGCAGUGGCAGGUGCGAAAGCUAAGAAGUCCCUGAAACGUGCCACAAGUGUGAGCCUGUCAGAAGCCCAGAAUGGAGACAUGCCUGAAGCAGCAGUGGCAGGUGGGAAAGCUAAGAAGUCCCUGAAACGUGCCUCAAGUGUGAGCCUGUCAGAAGCCCAGAAUGGAGACAUGCCUGAAGCAGCAGUGGCAGGUGGGAAAGCUAAGAAGUCCCUGAAACAUGCCAUGAAUGUGGGCCUGUUAGAAACACAGAAUGGAGCCUUGUCUAAAGAAACAGUGAAGAAAGUAAAAGUUAAAAAAUCCCCCCAGAAAUCUGCUGUGUUAACCAACGGAGAAGCAGCAACAGAGUCGCCCGAUCCAGAAUCGAAAAAGAAGAAGAAGAAGAAGAAGAAGAGAAAACUGGUGAAUGAUGCUGGGCCUGAUACCAAAAAAGCAAAAAUUCAAGAAGAAGGCACCAAGGCUCCUACAGAAACAGAAGACAGUGUGGAAGCACCAGACAAUGAGGAGGAUGACAGUGAGGCUCCCAGCCUGCCCCUGGGACUGACAGGAGCUUUUGAAGAUAGUUCAUUUGAUUCUCUAACUAAUCUUGUCAAUGAAAACACUCUGAAGGCAAUAAAAGAAAUGGGCUUUACAAACAUGACUGAAAUUCAACAUAAAAGCAUCAGACCACUUCUGGAAGGCAGAGAUCUUCUAGCAGCUGCAAAAACAGGCAGUGGCAAAACCCUGGCGUUUCUCAUCCCUGCAGUUGAACUUAUUGUUAAGUUAAAGUUUAUGCCCAGGAAUGGGACAGGAGUCCUUAUUCUCUCACCUACUAGAGAACUGGCCAUGCAGACGUUUGGUGUUCUUAAGGAGCUGAUGACUCACCAUGUUCACACAUACGGCUUGAUAAUGGGUGGCAGUAACAGAUCUGCUGAAGCACAGAAGCUUGCCAAUGGGAUCAACAUCAUUGUGGCCACGCCCGGCCGGCUCCUGGACCAUAUGCAGAAUACUCCUGGGUUUAUGUACAAAAACCUACAGUGUCUGGUUAUUGAUGAGGCUGAUCGCAUCUUGGAUGUUGGAUUCGAAGAGGAAUUGAAACAAAUUAUUAAACUUUUGCCAACACGCAGACAGACCAUGCUCUUUUCUGCCACACAAACUCGAAAAGUUGACGAUCUGGCAAGGAUUUCUCUGAAAAAGGAGCCUUUGUAUGUUGGUGUUGAUGACGAUAAAGCUAAUGCAACAGUGGAUGGUCUUGAGCAGGGAUAUGUGGUUUGUCCCUCAGAAAAGAGAUUCCUUCUGCUCUUUACAUUCCUUAAGAAGAACCGAAAGAAGAAACUGAUGGUCUUCUUUUCAUCUUGUAUGUCCGUGAAAUACCACUAUGAGCUGCUGAACUACAUUGAUUUGCCUGUCUUAGCUAUCCACGGAAAGCAGAAACAAAAUAAACGUACAACCACAUUCUUCCAGUUCUGUAACGCAGACUCCGGGAUAUUGCUAUGUACAGAUGUGGCAGCAAGAGGGCUGGAUAUUCCUGAAGUUGACUGGAUUGUUCAGUAUGACCCUCCAGAUGACCCUAAGGAAUAUAUUCACCGCGUAGGUAGAACAGCCAGGGGCCUAAAUGGACGAGGGCAUGCCUUGCUCAUUUUGCGCCCAGAAGAAUUGGGUUUCCUUCGUUACUUGAAGCAGUCUAAGGUUCCAUUAAGUGAAUUUGACUUUUCUUGGUCUAAAAUUUCUGACAUUCAGUCUCAGCUUGAGAAGUUGAUUGAAAAGAAUUACUUUCUUCAUAAGUCAGCCCAGGAAGCAUACAAGUCAUACAUCCGAGCUUAUGAUUCCCAUUCUCUGAAACAAAUCUUUAAUGUUAAUAGCUUAAAUUUGCCUCAGGUUGCACUGUCUUUUGGUUUCAAGGUGCCUCCCUUUGUUGAUCUGAAUGUGAACAGCAACGAAGGCAAGCAAAGAAAGAGAGGAGGCGGCGGUGGGUUCGGCUAUCAGAAAACCAAGAAAGUUGAGAAGUCCAUAAUCUUCAAGCACAUUAGCAAGAAACCGACCGACCGCCGGCAGUUCUCUCACUGAAGACACAUCUUCCUUUGAUCUUGAGUAACUUGGUCCUGGAAUCAAUUUUUUUCCUUUUCUAACAAAGGAAUUUUUGUAGCCUUUAAAUUUGAACUCAACUAAUGAGUGUUCAUUGGCUCAGGUUGCAAACAAUGAACGCGGUGAUUUCCAGCAAGUCUCUUGUAUUUUUGAGAUUUGGGGGCAUAUAAAGCAGACUUUAAUUAAUUUCUUGGUUGCCCAAGGGCAAAGCAAGGAAUCUUUCUCUUUUCUGAUGAUACGGUAUAUUGAUUUUAAAUAUACUUCCCUCUUUA
Lepus europaeus (European hare) is the source of this 2688-nucleotide messenger RNA. It is a transcript of the gene DDX18, whose product is annotated as DEAD-box helicase 18. Gene Ontology annotation, biological process: maturation of LSU-rRNA from tricistronic rRNA transcript (SSU-rRNA, 5.8S rRNA, LSU-rRNA). Gene Ontology annotation, molecular function: ATP binding; nucleic acid binding; RNA helicase activity. The record is from RefSeq and is a predicted model, not a curated record. Lineage: Eukaryota; Metazoa; Chordata; Mammalia; Lagomorpha; Leporidae. Gene Ontology annotation, cellular component: nucleolus. The transcript is spliced from 15 exons. Bases 98 to 2398 code for a protein of 766 amino acids.